This is a messenger RNA of Thrips palmi, 1157 nucleotides long. RefSeq names its product 4-nitrophenylphosphatase-like. The transcript is spliced from 6 exons. Gene Ontology annotation, molecular function: phosphatase activity. Bases 35 to 1003 code for a protein of 322 amino acids. Gene Ontology annotation, cellular component: cytoplasm. Lineage: Eukaryota; Metazoa; Arthropoda; Insecta; Thysanoptera; Thripidae. The record is from RefSeq and is a predicted model, not a curated record.
CUGAUGGCAUUCGAGUGGUCGCGGCCGUCCGACCAUGUCGCAGCCGUCGCAGCCGUCGCAGCCGCCGCAGCCCGUGCCCGUCACGGAGGCCAACGUCGCCCAGUUCCUGCAGGGCGUCGACGCGUUUGUGUGCGACUGCGAUGGCGUUUUAUGGACGCCUCAGGGUCCGAUCGAAAACGCCAUGGCGGCGCUGAGGGCGCUGCGGGCGUGCGGGAAGAAGGUUUACUUCGUCUCCAACAACUCGACACUCUCGAUCUUGGACAAGUUGAAGGCCGAGGGCUUUCCAGUGGAAGAGGAUGAAAUCGCCGUCCCCGCCACCGUCAUCGCGCGCCACUUGCAGCAGGCGGGCUUCACGAAGAAGGCCUUCGUGUUCGGCGUCGAGUUCUUUAAAAACGUGCUUCGCAGGAGCGGCAUCCACGUGGUGCCGGAGGAGAGGACAGCGGCACUGGUGGACGAAAACAUAAGCCGCUGCGUGGAACAAAUCGACCUCGACCCGGAAGUCGGAGCCGUGGUCCUCGACGUGGACGUCAACAUCCGCUACAUAGACCUGUGCAGCGCCGCCAGCAUCCUCAAGAGCAGGCCGCAGUGCUUGUUCCUCGUCGGGGCCACGGACACUCUUUUCCCUCUCCCCAGCGAGAAGAUCGCCAUGGCUCCGGGCCCUUUCCUGAAGCUGCUGGAAGACAUCACGGGCCGCAGGGCCGAGGUGUUCGGCAAGCCGAGCCCCGCCAUGGUGACCGACUUCCUCCAGGCCACGCACCGAUUCGACUUGAGCCGGACCGUUUUCGUGGGCGACGCGUUGAAGCAGGACAUGGGGAUGGCCAACGCCUGCGGCAUGCAGAAGCUGCUCGUCUUCACGGGCGUCACACGGCCCCGGGACCUCGACUCCUGUCCCGCGGAGCUCCUGCCCGACUUCGUCAUGGACUCCAUCGCGGCCUUCGCUCGGCUCCUCGAAGCGCACCCUGGAGGCCCGCAAGGCCCGCAAGGCCCGCAAAGAAAAGACUGAGCGCACCAAUCGUUACGCAUCCCGGCGGCGCGUGCACUCGCUUCAAGAGGAGAGAGAAGACAGACGUGCGAAUAAACAGAAUAAACAGCUCAGCAGAGAAAAGACAAGUCGCGAGUGUGCUCAUGGGCAAUAAUAAACAUUCAUACAUGACUGC